AUGAAGGUGCCUCAGGAAGGGAAGCCCCUCUGCUGCUACGACUGUCUUCUGUGUCCUGAAGGAACCAUCUCCACCAUGAAAGACACAGAACAAUGCAGCAAAUGUCCAGCAGAUCAACAUCCAAACAAUAACCGAGAUAGCUGCAUCCCCAAGAUCAAGACUUUUCUAUCCUAUCAAGAAAAAUUGGGGGCCAUCUUGAUGUCCAUUGCCCUGUUCCUCUCUUUCAUCACAUCUUUUGUCUUGGGGGUUUUCUUUAAAUUCCAGGAAACUCCCAUACUCAAAGCUAACAAUAGGGAUCUCUCUUAUAUCCUCCUGGUUUGUCUCCUGCUUUCCUUCUUCACCUCCUUCUUGUUCAUUGGCCAGCCAAGGAGAGUCACCUGCCUUCUUCGACAAACAGCAUUCACCAUCAUCUUCUCUGCUGCCAUUUCUUCAGUUUUGGCUAAAACCAUCACAGUGGUGCUGGCUUUCUUGGCCACAAAACCAGGGAAUAAUGUGCAAAGAUGGCUGGGGAAAAGUUUGGCCAACUCUAUCAUCCUUUCUUGCUCUGGUCUCCAAGUUCUUCUCUGCAGCAUCUGGUUGGGCAGUUUCCCACCCUUCCCUGAAUCUGACAUGCACUCACAAUCUGGAGAAAUCAUUCUACAGUGCAAUGAAGGCUCUGUCAACAUGUUUUUUGCAGCCCUUGGUUAUAUGGGCUUCCUGUCCACCAUUUGCUUCACAGUGGCUUUCCUGGCCAGGAAUCUCCCUGGGGCCUUCAAUGAAGCCAAGCUUAUUACCGUCAGCAUGCUGGUCUUCUGCAGUGUCUGGGUGUCCUUCAUCCCCACAUACCUGAGCACCAAAGGGAAGUACAUGGUGGCUGUGCAAAUCUUCUCCAUCUUGCCCUCCAGUGCAGGACUUCUUGGAUGCAUCUUCAUGCCCAAGUGUUUCAUUAUUUUCCUAAGACCAGAUCUGAAUACAAAAGAAUAUGUGAUGUCAAAAUAA
This is a messenger RNA of Pseudonaja textilis, 978 nucleotides long. Its product is annotated as vomeronasal type-2 receptor 26-like. The record is from RefSeq and is a predicted model, not a curated record. NCBI's taxonomy places the organism in Eukaryota, Metazoa, Chordata, Lepidosauria, Squamata, Elapidae. Gene Ontology annotation, cellular component: plasma membrane. Gene Ontology annotation, biological process: G protein-coupled receptor signaling pathway. Gene Ontology annotation, molecular function: G protein-coupled receptor activity.